CUGUCAUCAAGUGUCAUCUGUCUAAAUCUAAAAGGAGCGGCGCGGCCUUCUUCUUAAGUCGCCGCAUACUACUUUAUUCGUUUGAUUUAUUUUCAUUUUAGCUGUGCAUUGAAGUUUUCAUAAGUAAAAUAACCCGAGGCGGUAACAUAAAAUUCACAAUGUCUCAACACGAGCUUUCCUGUGGCUUAGAAUUUACGUCUACUCCUGAUUUACAAGCAUGUUUAUCAGAAAGUCUGCGUAGUAAUUAUUCUUUUGUAGUAUCACCAAUAGUUCAUCCUCGUUUUCGGAGACCAUGUGCAGGUCCCGGUAAGGUUGGUGGUUUUACAAGAUCAGAUAUGAUCCUGUCACCUAAUGACUGGACUUCUAGAAUGGUAGGAAGAUUGUCUCCUUACCUGAACGUGGACUCCUCUUCCGCGAUCGUCCGGCAACGUCAUGAAGACAUCAUGAAUGAAGAACUAAAUUACUGUAAAGGUCUUGGUCUUCCAGCUAUUAUGUUGUCUGUGCAUGGUAGAGAAUCUAAUAACUUGACUAGAAUUCUCAAUACAUAUUUUGAUUCUAGUCAUCAUCCAUCUUUAAUAUGGGCCCGAGUACCUAUGUUAUGUACAAAAACAAUGAAAGACUGUGUUAAUGAAGGGGAUGAAGCUGCCCCCUUCAAUGAGCCUUGGCUAUGGUGGUCCAAGUUCCAUGAACGCUUGGAGUUUGAUAAGCGUGUGGGAGUAGCCCUGGAACUUUCAGCUGAUUUGCCACCUGAAGAUGUGAUAAAAAGAUGGCUGGGAGAGCCAGUGAAGGUGGUUAUUGUGCCAACCUCUAUUUUCUAUAACAAUAAGAAAGGAUUUCCAGUGCUAUCACGACCUCAUCAACAGUUGGUAGUAAGUUUAAUUGAACAUGAGGCUCAGGUCCUAGUGACAGGGGCUAGGAGGUCCAAUGUGGAGUACUACCUCCAGUUUUUGUAUAGAAUCUGGAAGCGAAGACCCUACUUUGGUGAUGAUCCUAUGUUGAGUUAUGCUAGAGGGUGGGAAGAUUACCUGCAGACUCCACUUCAACCUUUAGCAGAUAAUUUGGAUACACAUACUUAUAAUGUUUUUGAAAAGGAUCCAAUUAAAUAUGACCAAUACCAAAAAGCUAUUGCACAAGCUUUGACUGAUUUGCAAAAAGGACCAACAAAUGUGAUAAAUACUGAUAUUAGUACAGCAAAUGCACAAGAGGUAGGACAAGGUGAUAAUGCAGAUAGCAAAAAGAAAACCUACACAGUAAUGGUGCUGGGAGCUGGGAGGGGACCAUUAGUGAGAGCCACACUUAAUGCUGCAGAUAUUACAAAUAGUAAAGUUAAGGUUGUGGCUGUGGAAAAGAAUCCUUGUGCUGUAGUAGUGUUAGCAGCUCAAGUCCGUGAGGUGUGGCGUGACAGGGAUGUUGUGGUUGUUCCUGGUGACAUGAGGCAGAUCAAUUUAUCACCAAAGGCAGACAUCAUUGUAUCAGAAUUGUUAGGAUCAUGGGGUGACAAUGAAUUGUCUCCAGAAUGUUUGGAUGGUGCUGCAGGCCUCUUGAAGCCAGGAGGUAUAUCAAUACCUUGUCAGUACAGAUCCUAUGUGGCACCCAUUUCAUCACCUCGGUUGUGGGCAGCAGCUAAAGUGGCUUCAUCUGUUGCACAAUCAAACCAUAAGGAUAAAAAUCUGGAAACCCUAUGGGUUGUUUAUAUGCAGAAUAAGCAUGAUAUUGCUGAAACAAAGCUUGUUUUUACAUUUGACCAUCCAGCAAAAGGUGCGAGGGACCAUGAAGGACAGGAAAUGGUGGAUUACAGAGGCUUGCCUGAGACAGAUAAUAGGAGACAAGAAAUAAUAACUUGGGAAGUACAACAAGAUAAUGUGAUGCAUGGAUUUGGAGGAUACUUUGAUUGUACAUUGUAUGGAAAAGAAAUGAUAAGCAUAGUACCUUCCACACACAGUCCAGGAAUGAUAUCAUGGUUUCCAGUAUUUAUUCCUAUAAAGACACCCCUUCGUGUACAUAAAGGUGAAACAAUAACAGCAAGAUUUUGGCGCUGCACUGAUGCCCGCAAAGUUUGGUAUGAAUGGAUAGUUGAAGUGGGCAACCGUUCAACUACACUGCACAAUCCUAAUGGAAGAAGUUCAGAAAUGAAGUUGUAAAUUAUUGUUGAUUUAUAAGAAAAAUAAAGACAUUACAGAAAAAAAAAUAUUAUUUAUUUUCUACAAUAAGUUUUACUAUCAUAAGACAUUGCACACAUCACAGUUUCUGUUAUCAGAACUAAUCUAUACAUUCUAUAAAUAUAGCUUUAAAGUUAUUUACAACAAAAUCAUUUCUUCACCAGUCGCACAAUAUUCAUUUCCUUGUGAAAGUCAUCUAUGUCUUGGUCCCAUCUUUUCUCAAAAUAAAUACCUAAAAAAACAUUUAAUAUUAUCACAUGAUCACAUUACUGCAAAGAAACAAAAGCAAGUUAGAUUAGAAAAUUAAUUAUCUGUAUACCUUGCAAGAAUUUGGCAUUGUUUCCAGUUUUGAUGGCCCAGGGCAAGUAAUAUUUCAGAUAUAACUGGCGAUGUUUGGGCUUUAGUCUGGCUGCUCCCCAUAUCCCACCAUUGAUGCACAUGGGCAACCUAGUUUGUAUACCUUCAACCCAUUUCACUGUAACCUUGAAUAGUAUAAAAAAAUAUUGAAGCAUUUAUGUAAAAAACAAAAAGUAAUUAAGUACUUCAAGUUCAUUCACCUAAUAUUUACCUCUCCUAGCAUGGUUGUUCUCAUAAACAAAGUAGCAUGAACUAAAUCAUGUACUUCUCUAUAACGUUGCAUCACAUAUGCUAACUCAGGAUCUUCAAUAAAUUGUACUGGUAAACGAGAGUCCGCCGUUAUAUUAUUGUCAGUCAUAAAAUCCGCGUAAACACGGCCUAGUGUGUUUUCUGGCAUUUGAGCCAGUUUAUCAAAACAAACAGUUUUAGAAUUAAUGCGCGGCUUCUCUUUGAGUAUUUCAGAACCUUCUUGUGUCUCAGAUAUUUUUUGUUGCAUGUGUAUUAGAGCGCUUUCUCCAGUGACUUCACCUAAACAAGCAAUCAUGUCACCUCGAUGAGGAUUUAAUAAGGAAAUAGCUGCUGAACCAACAGUUAAUAUUGCUUUUUGAAAAGGAUUUGCGGCUAUAAAAUUUUUCUUCAUUUCUUCUGCAAAAUUGUUACUAUUAGUCGAAGUAGUGUAACAUCUUAUAAAUCUAAAAGAAGACCGCAUUUUAGCAAUAAUUUUCUGUAUCUAUUUAACGUGAGAUAUCAACAAUUAAUAUGUUUGAAACAACAAAGUCACAGGUCACAGUUGUAUAAUUUUAACUCAACUGUCCUGAAAAUAACCUGAAAAUGUAUUGUUGAUAAAUAUAUGUC
Messenger RNA from Spodoptera exigua (beet armyworm), 3371 nucleotides. The record is from the annotation of a GenBank genome assembly. NCBI's taxonomy places the organism in Eukaryota, Metazoa, Arthropoda, Insecta, Lepidoptera, Noctuidae.